CUAAUUUUCUUACAUCCGUUUCAACUUGUUAUUUCAGUGCUGGUGGGAUAGGAGUUCUUAUGAAUGUGGAUAGAUUAGGUCGAAAGUUAUUCAGUCGUAUUGGACAUCCUGUAUUAGUUAGUGGGAUAAUAGACUCAUCGUGGUUUAUUCAUAUACCGGCCUACCAAGAAAGUAAAUGUGUAAAUGCAUUUGAAUGUCCACCGGAAGAAGGAAUUCACCGAGGAAUGAA
Molecule: messenger RNA, 229 nt
Organism: Heterobilharzia americana
Lineage: Eukaryota; Metazoa; Platyhelminthes; Trematoda; Strigeidida; Schistosomatidae
Source: the annotation of a GenBank genome assembly